GGGGCUUGGCAGGCUUUCCAUUCAGCAUACAAACAAACUGCACAGGGUUCAGUCAUUCAGUCUUUCACAGCCUGUCUACCUGAAAUCAAGACCUCUCAGAUUAACGCUAAUAUGCACACCACUGUGCUGUUGGUAUUGUGGGUGCUGGGAACAUCACUGGUGUUGCCAGACCCCGACACAGCUGGGGAUAGAGCGACAGAAGAGCCUAUUCCAUGUUCUAAAGGCUGCACCUGUUUGAUUGACGACUACAGCUUGGAGCUCAACAUGUACUGCAGUGCUCGCAACUUCUCACAAGUUCCGGCCGACAUGCCCACAUCCACUCACUCGAUCUGGCUGGACAGCAACUUGUUCACCUCCCUUCCGGCAUCAUCUUUUAAGGAUCUUACUAACCUGGACUUUUUGAAUCUUCAGAGUGGCCAACUGGUGACAAUUGACCCUCAGGCUUUCAAAGGACUCAGAUCACUUGCGCACAUUCACCUUGAGCGAAAUCGGCUGCGGACGUUACCUGGUACAAUCUUCCAGAAUACACCUUACCUUGCAUCACUUAGUCUGCAUAACAACCAGCUCGCUCGUAUUGAGGAAAGACUGUUUGCGGGACUCUCACAUAUGUGGCUUCUCAACCUAGGCUGGAACUCAAUCGCGGUUCUACCUGAGACAGUUUUCCAGGACUUGCCAGGUCUACGGGAGCUUGUUCUUGCAGGGAACAGGCUCGCUUACUUGCAGCCCCAGCUUUUCCAGAAUCUUGUCGAGCUUAAAGAAUUGGAUCUGACUGGGAAUCACCUCAGAGUCAUCAAAGCCAAUGUGUUUGUUAAACUUAUUAAACUGCAGAAGCUCUACCUUGCCCAGAACCAGAUUGUGACGGUGGUAACCAGAUCCUUUGUGGGCAUGAAGUCACUAAGAUGGCUGGAUCUCACGAACAACAGACUGACGUCUCUCCAUGAUGACACCUUCAUGGGCCUGCACAGUCUUCAUGUCCUGCGUCUUUCCAACAACACCAUCACUGGAAUUAGACCCAGGACUUUCCGUGACCUGCAGUACUUGGAAGAGCUGCGGCUCAGCUACAACAGAAUCCGAGCCCUAGGGGAAAGGAUCUUUGAAGGGCUUGGUCAUCUGGAGGUCUUAGAGCUAGAGCACAACCAAGUGCAAGAGGCCCAAGUGGGUAGUUUCACAGGCCUCUCUCACGUUGCUGUCAUAAACCUGUCAGGAAGCUGCUUCCACAGUCUGCCAGACCAAGUUUUCAAAGGUCUGUCAAAGCUCCACAGCCUACAUCUUGACAGAGGUUGCCUAACAAGGAUUACAACUGAAGCUUUCAUUGGACUCUCUGGUCUACGGAGACUUUUCUUGCAGCACAAUAACAUCUCAGUGGUGGAACGACAAAGCUUUGUGGACCUAGUGGGCCUACUGGGACUGGACUUGUCUUUCAAUAAGUUAGAGGUUCUUACACCCCAUACAUUCUCUGGUCUCAAGAAUUUGGAGUACUUGCUGUUGUCCAACAACGAAUGUCGACAGUUUAUGCAGAACGGCACAACGCAGCUUCUCCCAAGGAUGCGUUAUCUUGACCUGAGGGAUAAUGUUUUGACAAGCAUGGUCCCUGAUUUCCCCGAGAGCAUGGAAAAGCUUUUGCUGUCGGGAAACCGUUGGAAAUGUGACUGCAGUGCCCUCCCACUCAGAAACUACAGCUUAAGAAAUCCCUUGGUGAUACCUCGGCAAGUGGAGACCCACGCUGAGGGUGAAGAACCUGACACAACUAUCACCAUAUACAACAACAUCACAUGCACCAGCCCACCACAUCUAGCUGGACAUGACCUGCGGGAUAUUGAUAGUGAACACUUCCAAAACUGCUAGACAAACAUGCUCAGAUGUGUCAGGAAUCAGUUGGUAUCAGAGAGAACAUUUUAUUAACCUGUAAUAUUUUUAACAACUUUAAUUCAUUAAGUGUUCAAUUUCAAACUUUUAGCUGUACAUGCAAUAAACUUCCAGUAUUUUCAUUCACAA
Molecule: messenger RNA, 1995 nt
Organism: Labrus mixtus (cuckoo wrasse)
Lineage: Eukaryota; Metazoa; Chordata; Actinopteri; Labriformes; Labridae
Gene: igfals
Product: insulin-like growth factor binding protein, acid labile subunit
Exons: 2
Coding region: 112-1845 (577 amino acids)
Cellular component (GO): plasma membrane
Molecular function (GO): protein binding
Source: RefSeq, a predicted model, not a curated record